AUGAAUCCCCUCGACGCCAAGCUCAUCCUCGACGCUCUCGACAAGCUGUUCGCCGAGCAGAACGCGAGGUGGGAUCGGCGAUUCGCCGAUCUGGACGCCGCGUGGGAUCGGCGGUUGGCUCCUCGGAGCGGUGCCCGGGCCGCGGGGGAGCAGCGGGAUGCCGCCGUCGCGCUUGGCGUCGGCACCCCCGAGCAGAACAGCGCGGCGCAGUCCGUAAUCGCCGACAACGGGGGCGGCCUCUUCGAGCCGCACGACCACGACACGACGGAGCACAUCUACUGCAACGAGCGGCCCUCUGCGGCGCAGUACGAUGCCCCGCAUCCUGCCCCCAUCCCAGAGGAGCGCGUCCUCGACCUCUCAGCGUCCGACACCCCCUUCGGCUCCGUCUUCUCCGGCACCGCCGGCGAGGCUGCCUCCACCGUCCAGUGGAUCGACGACGCGCUCAACGUCCCCGCGUCGCACCCCAUAGAGAGCGGAUCUGAGGUCUUCGGCUACGACACCGUGACGCCACACCUCUCCUCCGCCUCGAUCGUCGCCUCGGUGUCGCCUGCGCGGAUGCUCUUACAGUCGGCCUCUGCCGGCUUCUGCAUCGACGCCGCCCCCAGCAAUACUGCUGACUACGUGCUCACCAAGUGUUCGAUGUAUUGCCGCAGUGGCUUCACUUCCAUGCUGACCACAGCACUGAGCAGUUCUACUCCAACUUGGGUGUCCGCCGUGGUUGUCAACAGCUUUGACAAGCGACCGUGGCCACAACCAUCUCAAGCUCAACCAUCAUUCAAUCUAGUGGAUGAGGGUUCUGCGAGCUGGUGUUCCACUUGUCUAUGGAAGCACGGAUGGCCACCUCCAGCUCAUCGAGAUCACAGAAGCGUACCAGUUGUAAUUGUGAGGAGCUGGAAAGGCAAGAUGAUGGUAACAGUAUGGAAUUUUCUUGCGAUGACUGAAGAAGCAACACAGUGGCAGUGUGACGGUCUUUGUCCGGUUGCCUUAUUUGAGGGGUCUGAGCUUGAGAAUAUUGGGAAAGAAUUCAACUGUCGUAUAUUGCUGGGGCUAGCUGCUGCUACUACUACAGUUAGGCCCAAGAGUUAUUCUGUGGUGUCUAGGCUACAGCAACCAUGGUUUCAGUCUCCGCUACUUCUGAUUUGGCAUUGGAAGCCCCCAUGGUUAUCUUCGGUUCAGCGACUAAUCAGUGGUGCUGCUAAGCUACAGCCUAUGCCAUGGUUACGUUCAGUUAGACAAGCAAUCAGUUGCUGGACCGGAUUGCACAUCAUAUACUUCUGUUUGCCACCAGCUCAAAUCAUCAAUAUGGGAUGCUCUCAGCCCAAACUCAAGUCAGACCUCAUGAUAGUGACUUCAAUGGAUUCUAUUACUCCUGCACUCUGGCCCAUGAGUUUUAUUCCGCUAAUUCAAGAGCACACACAGCAGCGGCAUGGUGGUGUUUGUCGGACUUCUUUGCUCCAGAGGUUUGACCCUGGGAAUACAGAGCAUGGUCGACAACUAAUUCAGGGACCAAGAUUUUGGCAAGCUGAUAUUGCUAAGUUGCAGUUCUGUGUUAUUUCUUCUGGUAGCAUGAGGGGUUCAUCACAAUACGUGAUGCUACGAAGGCUACUUGACAGUGCAACAAGUCCGAGAAAAGUACAAAUGCAUGCCCAGUUGACAGUUACUUGGUCGUCACCUAUUUGGGCAUGCUGUUCAGCUGUUUUAUGGUUCCCGUUGCCUUCAUCCUUACAGCAGAAAUAUGGUGUUUGGUUAUCAGCUUUCAGGGUCCAGGCGUUUCAGUUGCAGUCACUCGUAGUUGAUAGAUGUGGCAUUGGUGAAGAUGACAGUAUAAUCUAUGGUAAAAAAUCUACCGGUGCCCAUGAAGGUCAGUGCCUUGAUGUGCCAGCUGGGGGCUCUUCUCUGCUGUAUAUUCAAAAAUCUGGGAAGCAAGAUGAGAAAUCUGAACUAAAGUUUCUGAACCUGUAUGGACAAUAUGGGGCCUAA
Messenger RNA from Miscanthus lutarioriparius, 1980 nucleotides. The record is from the annotation of a GenBank genome assembly. NCBI's taxonomy places the organism in Eukaryota, Viridiplantae, Streptophyta, Magnoliopsida, Poales, Poaceae.